AAUAGCUGGAAGGGGGGGGGGGUGUGGAGGUGGUGACAGUAAGCUGGUACCUUUGGUAGCAUCACUGCUCACAAGUAGAGAUGGCCAGUCAGUCCCAGGGCAUCCAGCAGCUGCUUCAGGCUGAGAAAAGAGCGGCUGAGAAGGUGGCAGAUGCCCGAAAGAGGAAGGCUCGGCGUCUGAAGCAGGCCAAGGAAGAGGCUCAGAUGGAGGUAGAGCAAUACCGUAGGGAACGGGAGCAGGAGUUCCAGGGCAAACAGCAAGCGGCCAUGGGAUCCCAGGGGAACCUGUCAGCUGAGGUGGAGCAAGCAACUCGGCGCCAGGUACAGGGCAUGCAGAGCUCUCAACAACGCAAUCGUGAGCGUGUCCUGGCUCAACUCCUUGGCAUGGUCUGUGACAUCAGGCCCCAGAUCCAUCCCAACUACCGGAUUGCUGCUUAGGGACUCUGUACCAGUCAGCUCCCCCCUUCCCAGGACCUCACAUCUUGACCUCCAGCCAUAUCCCUUUUCUCCCAUCAGUCCCCCAGAAAUUCAAGGAGUCAUCCUGUAACUCUCCCAUUUAAACCGUAAAUCUUUAGCUCCAUAACUCCUACCAGGUCCUUUUAUUUCCCUGAGAAUGCUGCCUCUUCCACACAGAAUCUAAAUCUACCCCCGUGGUGACCUUAAAUCCUUGACCUUGAUAGCUGGCCUCUAGUCAAUUUUAAUAGCUGUGUGAGCCUGGGCAAAUUACUUAAUUUUUUCAUAUGUAAAAUGGAGACAACAAUUGCACCUACUUACAAGGUUCUGGUGAGGAUUAAAUGAGAUAACUUUUGUAAAGUGCUUUGGAAACCUUAAAGUACUAAAAGGUAGCUAUCAUAAAAUUUCUACCAGAUAGGUUAAAAUCUCUCCCCAGCUGAUUUCGUUUCUGAUUCAAAUGAACAUCCUUCAAGUGUCUGGCUUUCCCUGCAUGUUACUCCUGUGAUCAAUGAUGAAAACUAGCUGACCUCCAUCAUCCCACUAAUCUUAUGACUCCACGAGUUUCUUUUUUCUCCUACUCUUUCCUUUUUUGUUUCUACAUUAUCCCCUUUACUUUUCCAUUUUCUCUUCUCUUUCACCUUGAAAUUUCUUAGAGACUUGUCUGGCUCUUGCUAUUGAGAAACAUCUUACAUUGUGUGUAAUGCUGUUAUGGGAGUGUCCCCCAUCAUUUUCCUUUUCCCACACCUCAAUUUCCUAUUCUAUUUAAUUGUAAAAUGAAACCAGUGCAAAUGUCAAUAAAAUAAGUUGUGAAAAA
Messenger RNA from Dromiciops gliroides (monito del monte), 1266 nucleotides. It is a transcript of the gene ATP6V1G2, whose product is annotated as ATPase H+ transporting V1 subunit G2. Gene Ontology annotation, cellular component: vacuolar proton-transporting V-type ATPase complex. The coding region runs from base 81 to 437 and encodes 118 amino acids. Gene Ontology annotation, biological process: proton transmembrane transport. The record is from RefSeq and is a predicted model, not a curated record. The transcript has 3 exons. Gene Ontology annotation, molecular function: proton-transporting ATPase activity, rotational mechanism. NCBI's taxonomy places the organism in Eukaryota, Metazoa, Chordata, Mammalia, Microbiotheria, Microbiotheriidae.